Molecule: messenger RNA, 1485 nt
Organism: Pygocentrus nattereri (red-bellied piranha)
Lineage: Eukaryota; Metazoa; Chordata; Actinopteri; Characiformes; Serrasalmidae
Product: tripartite motif-containing protein 16-like
Exons: 6
Coding region: 1-1485 (494 amino acids)
Molecular function (GO): zinc ion binding; protein binding
Source: RefSeq, a predicted model, not a curated record
AUGGAUGAAAUGGGUGAAGAGCCAGGUAGCCAGUGUCCAGAUCUCAGCACCACUGGACCCCCAGAUGUGGAGUGUGAUGCGUGUGUUGGAAGGAAGCGUAAAGCCGAGCAGUCCUGUUUGGAGUGUGUGGCUUCGUAUUGUGAAGCCCAUCUGGAUCUGCACAACACUCUGCAUGCUGGGAAGAGACACAAGCUGGUGGAGGCAACGGAGAGACUGCAAGAGAGAACCUGCCCAGAGCACGGAAAACUGCUGGAGGUCUUCUGCCGUACAGAUCAGCGGUGUAUCUGUCACCUGUGCAUUACUGAUACACACAGGACUCAUGAUGUCAUCUCCAUUGAGGUUGAGGUGGCUGAAGCCCAUAUUAAGCUUGGGACUUUAAAGUGCGUGAUUACCGACAGAAUUAAAACAAGGCAGAAGGAAGUGCAAGAAUUAGAACAGGCAGUUGAGGCCUUCAAGACAUCAGCAGAGAAUGCAAUGGAGGAGAGUGAGAAACUCCUUACUGAGAUGAUCCACUCCAUGGAGAAGAGGAGGAGUACAGUGCAGGAACUUCUCAGAGCUCAGGAGGAGGCUGUGAUAAUGAAGGCCAAUGAACUAUUAGAUCGAUUGCAAGAGGAGCUCGCUGAGCUGAAGAGAAGAGAUGCUGAUCUUCAGUAUGUGGAACAGCUCUCUCAAGAAGACAAUGAUAUCCGUUUUCUACAGGGUGUUUCGUCUGUACCUGCUCUCCCAGCGUCCAGAGAUGCUGUUGUGUUCUUUGUCCAUCCAUACUGCUCAUUUGAGCUUUCCACUCAAGCUGUAUCAGAUCUUAUCAAACAGCUGAACCUAAUUUGCCAGUCAUGCUUUACCACAAUCUCUGAGAAAGUAAAAAAAGCAGUGAUUCUGUCAACACCAGCUCCAAAGAAACGAGAAGACUUCUUACAAUAUGCAUCCAAGCUCACACUGAACCUCAACACAGCAAACAUGACUCUCCGCUUGUCUAAUGAGAACAGGAAGGUGACCGCUGUGCCUCUGCCAGAGGAUUAUCCUGACCACCCAGAAAGAUUUGACUUCAGAGCCCAAAUACUUUGCAACGAGGGUCUACAAGGAAGCCCGCAGUACUGGGAGGUGGAGUACAGUGGAGGGUGUUGGGUGUGCAUUGCUGUGUCCUACAUUGGAAUCCACAGAAAAGGAAAGUGGGUCCUCUUUGGCAGAAACCGUUGCUCCUGGGGUUUACGCUGUGGCGUCACGUCAUAUUCUUUUUGGCACAACAAUAAGAGUUUAUCAGUUCAAUACAACCACCGUUGCUCUAGAAUAGGAGUGUAUCUGGAUCAUGGUGCUGGAGUUCUGGCCUUCUACAACGUUUCAGACAACAUGAGCCUCAUCCACAAGGUGCAGACCAAGUUCACAGAGCCUGUAUAUGCUGGGUUUGGACUGGCUGGGAAAGGCACUCGCAUAGAACUCUGUGAUUUAAAUGAGGAUAUUCUGAGUGAGAAGGCUUCUAUUAUUUGA